Molecule: messenger RNA, 1066 nt
Organism: Coffea eugenioides
Lineage: Eukaryota; Viridiplantae; Streptophyta; Magnoliopsida; Gentianales; Rubiaceae
Product: probable acylpyruvase FAHD1, mitochondrial
Exons: 7
Coding region: 78-839 (253 amino acids)
Cellular component (GO): mitochondrion
Molecular function (GO): acetylpyruvate hydrolase activity
Source: RefSeq, a predicted model, not a curated record
CACGACUUCUUGCGGAAAAGCCACAGCUGAGCUGCCCGCCUCCAAACUCUCUCUCUCUCUCAGUCACAUUUACACGCAUGAAUGCGCCUUCGAGUAUUCCUAAAAUAUUCGGAGGAAGCAGAGGAGUGAUAGUAUACGCCAUUCCUAGAAGGUCAUCCACCAUGGCCACCGCCACGUCAGCUUUCCAGAAGCUUCUCACCGUCGGCACUAAAAUCAUCGCCGUCGGCCGCAACUACGCCGCUCACGCCAAGGAACUCGGCAACGCCGUCCCCAAGGAGCCAGUGUUGUUUAUGAAGCCGACGACGUCGUAUUUGGAAGACGGAGGGAAGAUUGAGGUGCCGCACAACUUGGAAUCCCUCGAUCACGAGGUGGAAUUGGCGGUUGUCAUCGGUCGAAAGGCUCGCGAUGUUCCCGAGGCCUCUGCUAUGGACUAUGUCGGAGGUUAUGCUCUUGCAUUGGACAUGACCGCUAGAGAGAUCCAAGCUGCUGCAAAGUCUGCAGGUCUUCCAUGGACUGUUGCUAAGGGUCAAGACACCUUCACACCAAUUAGCUCUGUUUUACCUUGCACAAUGAUUCCGGAUCCUCAUGAUGUGGAAUUGUGGUUAAAGGUCGACGGUGACCUUCGGCAAAGGGGAUCCACUCGAGAUAUGAUUUUUAAGAUUCCGUAUUUGAUUAGCCACAUAAGUUCUAUCAUGACGCUUCUGGAAGGAGAUGUUAUUCUAACAGGCACUCCUCAAGGCGUUGGUCCGGUUAAGGUUGGCCAAAAGAUAGAAGCUGGGAUAACUGGACUGUUGGACAUACACUUCGAUGUUGGAAGACGAAAGAGUGGAAAUAGUUGAAGCUUAAUCAUAUUAAUGUUGCAUUCCUGGGGUUUAUUUUGUGUAACAUUUCGCCAUCAUUAGAUGUUCAAUUUGGUUUUCCUGUUUUCAUAGUAACAAAGAAAACACAUUCCUCAUAAAAAUAAGAUAGAAUUGCUGAGAACAAGUUCUUGUUUAACCUCUUGUACACGAUUGCAGAUCGUACACCAAAUAAACAUGCUACUCACACUAGUUCUCUCCUCUUUAAA